CUCGCCAGUCUGCCUGGAUAUUUACACCGCCGGUGUUGUUAACGUAGCAGCUUAGCCACAAUGAUGGCUCUUCUGGAUCUUGCCAUGCAAGGUUUCUCUAUAUUUGGAUUCAUUCUAUUUCUGGUACUCUGGUUUAUGCAUUUCAUGUCCAUCGUCUAUGUCCGACUCUAUCUCAAUAAGAAGAGCGGUGACAAGCAGCCCUACAGUAAGCUGUCGGGGGUCUCUCUACUGAAGCCUCUGAAAGGAGUAGACCCCAACCUCAUCAAUAACCUGGAGACUUUCUUUGAGCUCGACUACCCCAAGUUUGAGAUCCUACUCUGUGUACAGGACCAUGACGACCCAGCCAUUGAUGUUUGUAAAAAGCUUCUAGGAAAAUAUCCCAACGUUGAUGCUCGGUUAUUUAUAGGAGGAAAGAAGGUCGGCAUCAACCCCAAGAUUAAUAACCUGAUGCCGGGUUAUGAAGGGGCCAAGUAUGACCUCGUGUGGAUCUGCGACAGCGGAAUACGAGUGAAACCGGACACUCUGACCGAUAUGGCCAAUCAGAUGACUGAGAAGGUGGGGUUGGUUCAUGGCCUUCCCUACGUGGCCGACAGACAGGGCUUCGCUGCUACACUGGAGCAGGUGUACUUUGGCACGUCCCACCCACGCUCCUACAUCUCAGCCAACGUGAUGGGUAUUAAGUGUGUGACAGGGAUGUCAUGUUUGAUGAGGAAAGAUAUCUUGGACCAGGCUGGAGGGCUCAUAACCUUCGCUCAGUACAUCGCCGAGGACUACUUUAUGGCGAAGGCCAUCGCUGACAGGGGAUGGAAAUUCUCCAUGGCAACGCAGGUAGCCAUGCAGAACUCCGGGUCCUAUUCAGUUGCUCAGUUCCAGUCCCGUAUGAUCAGAUGGGCCAAGCUUCGUAUCAACAUGCUCCCCGCCACCGUCUGUGAGCCCAUCUCAGAGUGUUUCGUAGCCAGCCUGAUCAUUGGCUGGGCAGCACAUCAUGUGUUCCACUGGGAUAUUAUGGUCUUCUUCAUGUGCCACUGUCUGGCGUGGUUCAUCUCUGAUUACAUCCAGCUCCGAGGAGUUCAGGGCGGUGCGCCGGCCUUCUCCAAACUGGACUACGCUGUAGCCUGGUUCAUCAGAGAGUCCAUGACCAUCCAGAUCUUCUUGUCGGCCCUGUGGGACCCCACCAUCAGCUGGCGAACGGGGCGCUACAGGUUACGAUGUGGGGGUACGGCCGAGGAGAUCCUGGAUGUAUAGCUACCAGCUUAAGGCCACCUACAGGGACACAUAACCCGAGUCCUAUCACCCCCAGGGGCCAGAGACAAUACCAGACACAGACUGAUCAGCAUCCCUAUAUAGCCAACUACUUUUGACCAGGGCCCACACUUGCCCAUAUUUUUCUGCUCUGGUUUAAGGUAGUGCACUAUAUAGGGAAUAGGGUUCCAUAGGGCUCUGGUCUAAAGUAGUGCACUAUAUAGGGAAUAGGGUGCCAUAGGGCUCUGGUCUAAAGUAGUGCACUAUAUAGGGAAUAGGGUACAAUUUGGUAUACGGUCAGAGAGAGAUGGCAACAUUGAGUGGAAGAAAAUAAACUACCAGCUGUCGGUGUGACUGAUAGAAGGAAACUACCAGCUGUGGGUGUGACUGAUAGAAGGAAACUACCAGCUGUGGGCGUGACGAGAAGGAAACUACCAGCUGUGGGCGUGACUGAUAGAAGGAAACUACCAGCUGUGGGCGUGACGAGAAGGAAACUACCAGCUGUGGGCGUGACGGCUAGAAGGAAACUACCAGCUGUGGGCGUGACUGAUAGAAGGAAACUACCAGCUGUAGGCGUGACUGAUAGAAGGAAACUACCAGCUGUGGGCGUGACUGAUAGAAGGAAACUACCCGCUGUGGGCGUGACGGCUAGAAGGAAACACCCUUUAUGGGCGUGGCGGCUAGAAGGAAAUGGGUGUGGCGGCUAGAAGGAAACACCCCUUAUGGGCGUGGCGGCUAGAAGGAAACACCCCUUGUGGGCGUGGCGGCUAGAAGGAAACACCCCUUAUGGGCGUGGCGGGUAGAAGGAAAUGGGUGUGGCGGCUAGAAGGAAACACCCCUUAUGGGCGUGGCGGCUAGAAGGAAACACCCCGUAUGGACGUGGCGGCUAGAAGGAAACACCCCUUAUGGGCGUGGCCGCUAGAAGGAAACACCCCUUAUGGGCCUGGCGGCUAGAAGGAAACACCCCUUAUGGGCGUGGCGGGUAGAAACCGUCAUAUGGUAUUCGUAGUGUUUGAUGGUUUUUAACCUGUGUGUUGAAAUAUAGCAUUUAUUACUAAUGCCUUUUCUGUCUACCAUCCAAACUGUUGAAAACCAAGGUCCUCCUGUCGUGAAGUGAGCCCUACGUCCCAAAUUACACCCUAUUUCUCAUUUAGUCUUGAUUCUAUACUCAAUAUUGUUUUAAUGUGAAAACUUAAGGUCCAAUCCUAGGAAUUCUCUUUGUUCCAUUUUUGGGUUUAUUGGUCAGGUUUUCAAGCACCGUGGUCUUUCUGCUGUGAGAUUGCUGGCUAUUUUCAACAGACUGGAUGCGGCGCAAAUGGCACCCUAUUCCCUGUGUAGUGUACACCCUAUUCCCUGUGUAGUGUACACCCUAUUCCCUAUGUAGUGUACACCCUAUUCCCUAUGUAGUGUA
This is a messenger RNA of Oncorhynchus kisutch (coho salmon), 2653 nucleotides long. Its product is annotated as ceramide glucosyltransferase. Gene Ontology annotation, biological process: glucosylceramide biosynthetic process. The record is from RefSeq and is a predicted model, not a curated record. Gene Ontology annotation, molecular function: ceramide glucosyltransferase activity. NCBI's taxonomy places the organism in Eukaryota, Metazoa, Chordata, Actinopteri, Salmoniformes, Salmonidae. The transcript has 9 exons. Gene Ontology annotation, cellular component: membrane. Bases 61 to 1245 code for a protein of 394 amino acids.